Messenger RNA from Lactuca virosa, 789 nucleotides. The record is from the annotation of a GenBank genome assembly. NCBI's taxonomy places the organism in Eukaryota, Viridiplantae, Streptophyta, Magnoliopsida, Asterales, Asteraceae.
AUGCAAAAGUUUGUGGAAUCAAAAGAGUUCAAAGACCUGAAUGUCGGGUUCUUUCUAGAUGAAGGACAAGCUUCAACUACGAAUAAAUAUCGUGUGUUUUAUGCUGAUAGAUCUCCUUGGAAUCUUGUUAUCAAGGCUGUUGGGAAACCAGGACAUGGAUCAAAGAUGUUUGAUGACACUGCAAUGGAGAAUUUGAUGAAGAGCAUCGAGGUCGUGUCAAGAUUCAGGGAGAAUCAGUUUGAUUUGGUGAAAACCGGGGUUUUAGCAAACUCCGAGGUUGUUUCUGCAAAUCCGGUUUAUUUAAAAGCGGGAACUCCUUCUAAAAAUGGAAACUUUGUGAUGAACAUGCAACCUUCUGAGGCGGAAGUAGGUUAUGAUGUGAGGUUGCCACCAACUGUUGAUCCGGAUCUUUUGAAGAAGCGGAUUGCUGAAGAAUGGGCACCUAAAACAAGGAACAUGAGUUAUCAUAUUGUGGAGAAAGGACCAUUGAGAGAUUAUAUGGGGAGACCUUUGAUGACUGCAACUAACGAUUCGAAUCCAUGGUGGAAUGUUUUUAAGGAUGCUGUUGAAGCAUGUGGUGGGGAGCUUGAAAAGCCUGAGAUUUUAUCUUCUACUACUGAUGCUAGAUAUAUGAGGCAACUUGGGAUCCCGACUUUUGGAUUUUCACCUAUGAAGAACACCCAAAUUUUGCUUCAUGAUCAUAAUGAGUAUUUGGAGGAUACGGUGUUUUUAGAGGGUAUUAAGGUAUAUGAAUCCAUCAUUAAGUCAUUGAGUUCCUUUGAGGGGUGA